Drosophila ficusphila is the source of this 3505-nucleotide messenger RNA. Its product is annotated as protein kinase 4-like. The coding region runs from base 2553 to 3422 and encodes 289 amino acids. NCBI's taxonomy places the organism in Eukaryota, Metazoa, Arthropoda, Insecta, Diptera, Drosophilidae. The record is from RefSeq and is a predicted model, not a curated record. The transcript has a single exon.
GUUUUACAAAUAGACACUAAGAAAGCUUGAGUUUUGUAGAAUUAAAUUUACACAACGAUUUAAUGAGCAUUUAUUGCCAGCAGAAAUAGCUCUAAAGAUUACUUAAGAUAGCGUUUACUUUUUAGAAGAGUAAACUCAUAAAAGAAAAAGACAACAUAAGAUAUCUAUUUAGUAACAAUCAACAAACAAGGAAUAUCUUUUGCGCCUCAACGUGUUGAAAUGGGAGUUAUCUCUGCAACUAUAUAGUAUUUAACAAUAGUAAGUCAUCUUGCAUGUGAUAUCUCCCAAGUAAUUUCCCUCUUCCCCUUUUAUUUUGCCUUUUCUUAUCGCCUUUAAAGGCAAUCUGGUCUCUACUCUGAUUCAAAGCUAUUAAUAGCUGACUACACGCAUCUGUGAGUGUUCCCCCUUUUCUCUUAGACUUCUACUGUUUGACUCCCCUUUUUGUUUACCUCAUUCAGUUCACUUCACCUUGACAUUUCAGAUUUGUUUUGUUGCCUGUUCAGAAAUGCGUUUUCCCCAGUUACUUAUAUAAUUCCCCCAAGGUCAUGUGCAGUCGAGUUUGUUAUUCUUCUCUUGCUUGCACCUGUUGCAUGUCAAGAGCAAUUAAAUCCCCAGCGUUAUUCCUUAGAAAAACAUAAUUUUUACUUUCUUUUUAAACUCUAAGUCAGCUCUCCGGAUUGAAUAUUUUUCAUUGCAUACUUUAAGGUUUACGGGUGUUUGACAUUGCGUGUAGGGAACAUGUAGAGAACCACACGGCGUAUUAAAUUGACAUAUUACGUAUACGUAAUGUGCCACGGUAACUGAGAUAAGAUUUGCUACCAAAUCUCCCUUCGCAAUUUAAGCUAUAUUGUUGAAAUGCAGUUAAAUCAAUGAAUCACCAUAUUUAAAAAAAAAAGUCAUUGUGAAGCCAAUGUAUUUUAUUUCCCUUAUGACUUUGUCAUCGACUUCAGAUUAGUUGGAUUACCUUUCUCGCUGGUUUUCGCCCGCACCCACAUAUGUAAAGCGCAAGGUCGCAUAAUGGGCCUAAUAACCAUUAUAAGUAUGUUGUUAUUAUAUUGCUAGUCUCUUGUUAUUGUUGUUUGGCACUCUACAACGUGGUCACCCGAUCGAAACUGGUUUAUAACGAUAUAUAGAAUCAUGUGUGAAGUAUAUUUUUGUCGAUUGAUUGCAUAUGGUGGGAAUUCUUUUUCAAUUCUUUCUGACUUUUCUAUAUUCUGACGUCAGCGGCUUGGGCUUUCACCGCGAAAUUCUUUCUGCCAUAGGUUUGUUAUUGGUAUAUGCCUGCUAAUGAUGAUGAUUAAUUAGCUAAGUACUCUCCACAUGUCAGGCUUCUCUCACUAUUCUUUGUUGUCCCUCUCCCAUACUCUCCUCUCUUCUCUUCAGCAAGGCCACAAUCUUGCAGUACCGUUUGUUUUACUUAUCGACCCCAAACAAAACAGCAAAUGUACACAGAAGAAGCUCUCUGCUUUUUCGAUGCGUAUUUUGCUCUGAGUCACUUGACUUGAGUGGUUUCACUUUGAGUCGAGUACUUGUUGCGCUUCUUCUUUUUCCGCCUGCAGUGGCCUUCUUGAGCUUUUAGCUAGUGGUUGUCUCCUCUCCCUGUAUUUUCACAUAUGCCCCUCUCAGUCUGUAAACGGUUUGUUUGCUUUAACGAUUUAACUAUUAAGUCGAAAAGGAAAUAAACGAGCGCCAUUCUUCUGAUACCCUCUUUUGGUCGACUAACUAGGCAUAAAUGAUUCUUUACUCAGUUUGUGGGCUCUCUCCAAAAAAUCCACAGGGAGAGCCAGUGAAAAGAUAAGCAACGCAAACAAGGUGUAACAAGUGAACCGUUGGACAAAUAAAAAGUUUAUUUUUGUACCACCUAACCCAGUUUUUUAUUGCACUCAGUAAAUAAAGUGAUGGCAAUUUAAAUGUCCUAAUAAAAAUUUAUUAAUUUGUAAGUACUAAGCUAAAAAAAAUUUUCUACAAAAUUUAUUAACUUUGUUUACAGUAAAUUGGCAUAUAAAUUAUAUCAAAAUAAAGCAAUUAUGAACAAAUAUGGACUACGAAACCACACCUUAUUUUGACGUGUUAGGUCGUAAUGUUGAAAUUAUUAAGUACUAUUUUGAGGCUGUUAGGUAAUGUUAUUGCCCAAUUUUCCUUAAGAGUAAGUGCAUUCUAGAGUGUUGCAGCUUCGUUACAUUUACAUGACAGCCUGUCGCGUGUGUUCUUGUAUUUGUUCAAGCUUUAGCACUCUCCCGCACUUUGCAGGCUCUCUCUCUCUUUCUCUCACUUUGCCGCUCUUUGUUUGGUUGGGCGAUCAUGUGGGUUCGAUUGGCGCUCGCGAAACUCUUAACCAGUGGGAUUUUUUUUAACCAUUUUGAGUUUACAUUUGCGUGAGCGCAGACGUGCCCGGAAAGCGACCAAAACGUAGCCGAAACGGAAACGAAGUGAGACGGAACGGAAUACGGCCGUAUAAUCGGGGAUCCAACAACGGAGUGGUUUCGUCACUUUUCGGCUCUUGAUAAAUCCGUCAGCCAGUGUUUUUUGAGUUCUUCGAGUGCGAGUUUUACAUGUAUCGCCGUCGCUAUUCCGCCUUCGAGUCGAGCACGCCCCGCGUGGGCGUGCUACCCUCUCCGCCCCAAUAUGCUUCCGCCGCCCCGAAAACGCCACCCAAACUGAGCGUACACUUUGACCCCAAUCUGCCGAAAGACAACGACAGCAACAACAACUUGAGCAGUGAAAAUGCAAAUGCGAAUGCGAAAAUCGGUCGCAAGGCGCGUUCGCUAAGCAAUUCGCCGCUGUAUCAGCGCAAGAAGCGAUAUGGCCAUCUGCCGGCGCUAAUGUCGAAUAACGGGCCGACGGCCAGCAGCAACUAUCAACUGUUGAAUAGUGCAAACCUGCGCGAUCUCGUCGACGGCCAACGCCACUCACAGCACGUAAGCAGGCGAGAUGACAACAGCAAUAGCGGCCAUAACAGCCAUAACAGCAAUGGCCAGAGUCAAAGCCAAAAACAAAACCCGAGCCACAUUAGCCAAAGCAUCCAAAGCCUUCCAACUGGCAAAAGCAAGCCAAAAGAUGGCAAAAAGCUGAAGGCAACUUUAACGGCGGCCAUGUCAUCAUCGCUGCUGCGACGCAAGGCGCACAGCAAUCACAGUCAGCAGCAGCAGCAGAAAAUGCAGCAGCAGCAGCAGCAACAAGAGCUGCAACAGCAGCAACAACAACUACAACAAGAGCAGCAGCAAAAACAACAGCAGCAGCAGCAGCAACUGAGAAACAACAGCCAUACAAUUGCAAAUGCUGGCCGCCAUUCGCUGGGUCAUUCACCCGCAGUGCAGCAGACGCUCGUCUACGAACGGCGGAGAUUCAGCAGCGCCCACUCCACCCCCUCCUCGGACUCCCCCUCCCCCGCCACCAUUCCCCUGUGCAUCAGUGCCUGCUAAUGCGACGGCGCAGCGACUACAGCGUCGAGCAGAUCGAACAGUGGAAGCGACAGCAGCAAUUGUUGCCACGAUCCGGACGCAAG